Messenger RNA from Girardinichthys multiradiatus, 1404 nucleotides. RefSeq names its product Kv channel-interacting protein 1-like. Gene Ontology annotation, molecular function: calcium ion binding; potassium channel regulator activity; transmembrane transporter binding. The transcript has 8 exons. Gene Ontology annotation, cellular component: voltage-gated potassium channel complex. Gene Ontology annotation, biological process: regulation of potassium ion transmembrane transport. The coding region runs from base 192 to 869 and encodes 225 amino acids. The record is from RefSeq and is a predicted model, not a curated record. Lineage: Eukaryota; Metazoa; Chordata; Actinopteri; Cyprinodontiformes; Goodeidae.
GGGAAAUGGCAGCUCAUUGAGAGAAGCGGACUCCCUCUGCCUCCCUCCUCAGCGUUGGAUUCAUAAACUGCACCACAGGGAAGUUGUGCGGGCUCUGAUUUGAAAGCGCUGCUGCAGCUGUUGGUGGUGGACCUGGAGACCCUUGUCCUACGCUGGCUCUGCUCAGCCAGCUGUGUCUUGGGUCAAACAGGAUGACGGGGUGUGCCAAGCGCUGCAAACAAGGACUCGUUAAGUUUGCCUUGACUCUGCACAAACUGGUCACUGGGACUCUUAUCAAAGACAAAGCUGAUGAUGACUUGGAGAUGACCAUUGUGUGCCAUCGGCCAGAGGGCCUCGACCAGCUUGAAGCUCAAACCAACUUCAAUAAAAGAGAGCUCCAAGUGCUCUACAGGGGUUUCAAGAAUGAAUGUCCCAGUGGAGUUGUUAGCGAGGAAACCUUCAAACAAAUCUAUUCACAGUUUUUCCCACAUGGGGAUGCCAGCACCUAUGCUCACUACCUGUUCAAUGCUUUUGACACCGGACACACUGGAUCAAUUAAGUUUGAGGACUUUGUUACGGCUUUGUCCAUCCUCCUAAGAGGUACUGUCACAGAGAAACUCCAGUGGACCUUUAAUCUCUACGACAUCAACAGAGAUGGAUACAUCAACAAAGAGGAGAUGACAGACAUUGUCAGAGCAAUUUAUGACAUGAUGGGGAAGUACACAUACCCUGUCCUGAAAACUGAUGCGCCCAAGCAGCAUGUGGAUGCCUUCUUUCAGAAAAUGGACAAAAAUCGAGACGGUGUCGUCACACUUGAUGAAUUCAUCCUUUCUUGUCAAGAGGAUGAAAACAUCAUGAGGUCUCUGCAGCUCUUUGAAAAUGUCAUCUAAAUGACAAAUGUCAGGAGGGAGAUCGAGCAACAGAUGAGAACACGGAGCAAGAGAUGGGGAAAUAAGGAGAAUAAGGACAAUGAGAGAUCGACAGCAGUUUGCAGGAGUGAAAACACCAAAACCUUAGAUAGAAGCGAAACAAGGACAACUGCCACUUUGGGUUUAGAAAUGUAUCUGUGGGGACAAACCUUCACUGGUUUUGGAAAAUGUCCUUUACAUUUAUUUGGUAUUUCUGUCUCCUUCAUUUGUUGCUGUUGUGGCUUACUGUAAGCGUGGAUUGCGAUUGGUUUUGGCCACUGUGUAAAUACGCUGCCAGUCUCUUCUUUGGUCUGGUUUAUCGCUUGUUACAAACUCAAAAGCAGCUUCCAGAUGAACUGUCUUAAACGAUGAACUGUUUUCAGCAUAAUUUCACGUAACAGUGCAGCAAAACUGAACAAGUUUAUGAAGCAUGUAGGACAGAGGCCCACAUUAUACUGUAUUUAGUGCAUACUGUAUAUGCAAAGUUGGUGGCAGAAUAUUUUUUCUCAAUCCUUAU